Molecule: messenger RNA, 4953 nt
Organism: Strongylocentrotus purpuratus (purple sea urchin)
Lineage: Eukaryota; Metazoa; Echinodermata; Echinoidea; Camarodonta; Strongylocentrotidae
Exons: 8
Coding region: 475-4869 (1464 amino acids)
Molecular function (GO): DNA binding
Source: RefSeq, a predicted model, not a curated record
UAAGAUGUCUGACAUGUCAUUUCUAAUCAAAUAAGAUUUAGUCACACAAGAAAAUUUUCUCCCAAAAAAUGUCCAAAAAUAAAUGUCUAAAUUUUAGAGAGGGGUUGUGUCCAAGUAGACAAACGGAAUAGUGCCAUCUACAGUUGACAUCCAGGUAGCUAGGUACUAUGCGCCUCUGCAGUACUUGUGUGUGUGUGUGUGACUUGUUAGUGUGUAGUAUUUGUAAGCAAAGUAGUAGGCAGUGUAUGGCUCUGUGUGUGUGUGUGUGUGUGUGUCAUGGGUGGAUGGUUUUGUGUGUGCAGUGUAUGCAUUGCAUUCAUGCGCGUGCCGUGCAUAUCACAUGCUAUGCACAUGCUUGCUAUGUAUGCACAUGCUUGCGUAGUCUAUGCAUGCUGCGCUUGCAGGGCUAGUGACUAGUGAGUUAUUGUGCCCUGUGGCUGUGCAUAGUGGGGAGCUCCUGUCUAGCACAGAAAUAUGGCCAGCAAGAAAGAGUUUGGCUGGGCAAAACUGCACGGAGUUUCUGUCAGAUGGCCUGUACAAGUGUUAGUCCCAGGCAAAAUUGUUUACUGCAGAGCUGAUCACGCAGAGUUCACCCCAAGAGAUGUCAUUCCAUUUGAAGGAAAUGUAGACUACUGGAUAAAUGAAGGAACAACUAUUCUCAGGAAAAAGAGGCAAUUCAACACAGAAGUACUUUUCUUAGAGGAUGUGAAUUGGGUUCAACAGCAGGUUAAAAAUGGAUGUGGGGCACAAGCAAGGCAGAGUACUGAAGAUGAGACGAACCAUGCCCAAGUAAGGCAGAGUACUGAAGAUGAGACAAACCAUGCCCAAGUAAGGCAGAGUACUGAAGAUGAGACGAACCAUGCCCAAGUAAGGCAGAGUACUGAAGAUGAGACGAACCAUGCCCAAGUAAGGCAGAGUACUGAAGAUGAGACGAACCAUGCCCAAGUAAGGCAGAGUACUGAAGAUGAGACGAACCAUGCCCAAGUAAGGCAGAGUACUGAAGAUGAGACGAACCAUGCCCAAGCAAGGCAGAGUACUGAAGAUAAGACGAACCAUGCCCAAGUAAGGCAGAGUACUGAAGAUAAGACGAACCAUGCCCAAGCAAGGCAGAGUACUGAAGAUAAGACGAACCAUGCCCAAGCAAGGCAGAGUACUGAAGAUGAGACGAACCAUGCCCAAGCAAGGCAGAUUACUGAAGAUGAGACGAACCAUGCCCAAGUAAGGCAGAUUACUGAAGAUGAGACGAACCAUGCCCAAGUAAGGCAGAGUACUGAAGAUGAGACGAACCAUGCCCAAGCAAGGCAGAGUACUGAAGAUAAGACGAACCAUGCCCAAGUAAGGCAGAGUACUGAAGAUGAGACGAACCAUGCCCAAGUAAGGCAGAGUACUGAAGAUGAGACGAACCAUGCCCAAGCAAGGCAGAGUACUGAAGAUGAGACGAACCAUGCCCAAGUAAGGCAGAGUAUGGAAGAUGAGACGAACCAUGCCCAAGUAAGGCAGAGUACUGAAGAUGAGACGAACCAUGCCCAAGUAAGGCAGAGUACUGAAGAUGAGACAAACCAUGCCCAAGUAAGGCAGAGUACUGAAGAUGAGACGAACCAUGCCCAAGUAAGGCAGAGUACUGAAGAUGAGACGAACCAUGCCCAAGUAAGGCAGAGUACUGAAGAUGAGACGAACCAUGCCCAAGUAAGGCAGAGUACUGAAGAUGAGACGAACCAUGCCCAAGUAUGGCAGAGUACGGAAGAUGAGACGAACCAUGCCCAAGUAAGGCAGAGUACUGAAGAUGAGACGAACCAUGCCCAAGUAAGGCAGAGUACUGAAGAUGAGACGAACCAUGCCCAAGUAAGGCAGAGUACUGAAGAUGAGACGAACCAUGCCCAAGUAAGGCAGAGUACUGAAGAUGAGACGAACCAUGCCCAAGCAAGGCAGAGUACUGAAGAUGAGACGAACCAUGCCCAAGCAAGGCAGAGUACUGAAGAUGAGACGAACCAUGCCCAAGCAAGGCAGAGUACUGAAGAUGAGACGAACCAUGCCCAAGCAAGGCAGAGUACUGAAGAUAAGACGAACCAUGCCCAAGUAAGGCAGAGUACUGAAGAUGAGACGAACCAUGCCCAAGUAAGGCAGAGUACUGAAGAUGAGACGAACCAUGCCCAAGUAAGGCAGAGUACUGAAGAUAAGACGAACCAUGCCCAAGUAAGGCAGAGUACUGAAGAUAAGACGAACCAUGCCCAAGCAAGGCAGAGUACUGAAGAUGAGACGAACCAUGCCCAAGUAAGGCAGAGUACUGAAGAUGAGACGAACCAUGCCCAAGUAAGGCAGAGUACUGAAGAUGAGACGAACCAUGCCCAAGCAAGGCAGAAUACUGAAGAUGAGAUGGACCAAAGUUCUCCUCUAAGAAGAAGCCUGAAAACUCUAAAAAGACGCCAGGAAAGAUAUUCUGUUUUAGAAUCAGAUAGUGGGUCAGAAUAUGUCCCACCUUCACAUUCAGAGGAAGAUGAAACAGACAGUGAAAGUAAUUCGAGCUGGAGACAUAAAUGUGCAUCAAAUAAGGACAGAGAAAGUGAUUCUAGUGAGACACAUACAUGUACAUCCAACAAAGACAAGGAAAACGCUUCUCUGAGACAAUAUUCAUAUGCAUCCAGUGAAGACGGCGAAAGUGAUGGUGAAGAGUUCUGUGAAGUCAGUGACGACUGCAUCCUACGAGAUAAGAAUGUGAGCAACAUUUUCAUACGAAAAAUACAGAAAUCAUCCUUUGAUCAGAGAAGUGGGAAAAAAAAGAAAUCAAACAGGGUUCAAAACGCUGUCCAUGCUUGCUUUUAUUGCGGGAAGAUUGUUCAGCAUAUCCCCAUACAUACGCUGGCUAAACAUUCACAAGAAGAUGAUGUAUUAGAAAUGAUUAACAUGGAUGGUGAUCAGAGAGGAAAGGAGAGCAGGCAAGACAUCCUAAGAGCUAGAGGAGAUCACAAACACAACUUGAAAGUGUUCAACCAGCAGAAAGGUGAACUGAUAUUAUAUCGACGCCCAACAGGAGAAUUUGACCACAGAAUGUAUGGGCCAUGCCCAGAGUGCCUUGAGUGGCUGAAGCUGAAUUCCCUCCCCAAACACCAGAAGACAUGCUCUGGAAGGAAGCUCAAGCCAAAGGAUUCAUCAACAGGAAAAGGUUCUUUAAUUAUCCAAAGCAAAAUUCUCAGCAAUAGAAUAAGUGCAAAGGCAUCAACCCUUUUAAGGAAUGAGGUAUUUACAAUCAUGAGAGUUGAUGAGAAAAGCUACAUUGCUCAGCAAGACCCACUGAUCAUAGCCGUGGGAGAAUCCUAUCUUCGAAGGAACAUUGCUAACGAAACCAAGAGGAAAUAUUAUGCAUCACAGCGGAUGCGGGAUUGUAGCAAGUUAUUGAUGCAAGUGCGUGAACGUGAUGCCUCUAUGAAGUCCUUAGACAUGUGGGGGCUUCUUCGCCCUACACAUGUAGAUCUUGUUGUCGAAGCUUCUCUAGAUAUGGCCAUGAGAACAAUGGAUGAUGAAGAGGACCUCAAAAGUCCCUCCACUGCUAUCAAAAUGAAGUAUGAUCUGGAACGGAUGGCCCACAGCAAAUGCAUCUUUGCUAUCAAAGAGUAUGACAGGACCAAGGAGACCAAAUGGAAAGAUGCCAAAGAGGAGUCAGAAGGUUUUAUUGCUGCUUUGAGGCAUGAUUAUGGAGACAAAGUCACAAGACUUGCCAGGAAGAUCUUGCAGGAGAGAAGGAUGAAUGUGCAACAACAACUUCCAAGACCCGAGGAUGUGGAAAAAAUGUCGAGAUAUAUAAGAGACAAGCUUUCACAACUAGAUUACCAGAGAACAUCGUGGAUUGACUUUCAGGAGGUUGGAUGUCUGGCUCUUACAAGACUCCUGACGUACAAUAAGAGACGGUCAGGAGAGAUAGAAGCAAUACAUGUCAAAAGUUAUGUGCAGAGGGUAGGCACUACUGAAGUUGACCAAACUCUCCUUGGGCAGUUAUCUGAAACAGAGAAAUUCCUGAUGCAGUCCCAGGAUCUCAUUGAAACAAGAGGAAAAAGAGGAAGGAAGGUGCCGGUUUUGGUUCCACAGGACACACAAAGAGCUCUGGAAUACUUAGCAAAUUCUGAUGUGAGAAAAGCAGCAGGAGUGCAUACAACGAACAAGUACUUGUUUCCAAACCAAGGGCAAUCAACGAUGCGGGCAUAUGACGCAAUGGGAAGGACUUGCCAAAGAGCAAGUUUGGAAACUCCAGAGAGGAUGACAAGUGUUAACCUACGGAAAUAUAUGGCAACACUUGUGCAAGUUUUGAACUUGGAGGAUAACGAGAUGGACUGGGUGCACCGCCAUCUAGGCCACUCAAAGACGGUGCACAUGGAGCAUUAUAGGCAGAUGACUCCGUACCUUGAGAGGGUUCAGGUAGGAAAGAUCCUCCUUAUGCAGGACCUCAACGUACAGAAGGACAACAUUGGAAAGAACUUGAAAGAUAUUUCCUUUGGCGAAAUUUUGGAUGCAACCUCUGCUGGUGACCUACUACCCCAAAAACGGAAGGCAGAUGACGAAGAUAGUGGUGAAGAUCUCGACGAUGUAGAUCAAGGUCCUGAAGAUGAACCUCCUGCUGGUGAUAAGCGUAAGCGAAGGCAAAAGAAAAGGAAGUUGGCGAACAAAGCAGAUCCCGUGUUAAGAUGUUCGUGGACUCACGAAGAAAUAUGUGAAUUAAAGAAGUAUUUCUCUGUUAACUUUGUUACUAAAGUAACACCUGGGAGGAAGGAUUGCCAGAAGGCAAUUGGGGCCAGCAAAGUGAAUGGUGGCACAUUACAACGCCGUCAUUGGCAUCUAAUAGUGAAAAAGAUGUCAGCACUGCUUACAAAAUUAAGAUAAUAACACAUUGGCAAAAAAUAUCUUUAAAGUACAAGUCCACUCCAAAAAUAACUUGUCUUUAAUAGAACCAGAAAAAUGAGACAA